AUGGGUGUAAACCGACUGCACAUUGCAACGCCUUGUAUUGAAUCGAGAGAGUUUUCGCGGUUCAUCGGGAGUCAGCAUGUGUGGUUGAAGCUCGAAAACCUGCAACGGAGUGGAUCGUUCAAGAUCCGCGGCAUCGGAUUGCUCUGCUCCGAGUCGCUUCGCCUCCAGCACUGCACUGAGAUUAUUUGUUCAUCUGGUGGGAACGCUGGUCUCGCAGCAGCAGCAGCGGCUUCAGCUUUAGGUCUUCCUGUUCAAGUCUAUGUGCCGGAGACAACGCCGGCGUACAUGCGAGCACGUCUUCGCUCGGAAGGUGCAACGGUGCACGUUCACGGCAAAGUAUGGGACGAGACCAACAGAAAGGCCCUCGAAGUAGUUGAGCGAUCAAGUGGUGCACUUUAUGUGCACCCUUUUGAUCAUCCGCUGAUCUGGACGGGGCACAGCACACUCGUCGAUGAACUCGACCAGCGUCCAGCCGCCAUCGUCUUGAGCGUUGGUGGCGGUGGUCUCCUGCUUGGAGUCGUCCAAGGUCUGCAACGUCGCGGCUGGACGGAUGUGCCGGUCGUAGCUGCUGAAACCGUGGGAGCGGCAAGCUUCGCGGCCACCUUCAACGCAAACGGUGUUUUGCAGCGCAUUCCCACGAUCGAUACUGUCGCGAAAAGUCUCGGUGCAUUGCAAGUAUCCGAGGCCUGUGCGGAGCUCAUCCGCAGCCGAGCGCACCCGCUCUAUUCAUAUGUGUGUACAGACCAGGAGGCGGUUGAGGCGAUGCUUGCUUUCGCGACCCUGCACCGCAUGCUCGUCGAGCCGGCCUGUGGCGCCGCACUGACGCUUGUGACCUCCCCGCGGGGACGCGCUUUUUUGCAUGAGCAUAUCGGUCAAACAGGCAAUAUUGUUGUUGUUGUUUGUGGCGGGAAUAUGAUCACGCCAAGUAUGCUCAUGGAACUUGCAAAGGUCACAGGUGCAUCUGGGGAUUCCUGGUCAGCGAUGUAG
Cyanidioschyzon merolae strain 10D is the source of this 987-nucleotide messenger RNA. Its product is annotated as similar to serine dehydratase. Bases 1 to 987 code for a protein of 328 amino acids. The record is from RefSeq and is a predicted model, not a curated record. Lineage: Eukaryota; Rhodophyta; Bangiophyceae; Cyanidiales; Cyanidiaceae. Gene Ontology annotation, biological process: L-serine catabolic process; L-threonine catabolic process. Gene Ontology annotation, molecular function: L-serine ammonia-lyase activity; threonine deaminase activity; pyridoxal phosphate binding. The transcript has a single exon.